Molecule: messenger RNA, 2138 nt
Organism: Anopheles darlingi
Lineage: Eukaryota; Metazoa; Arthropoda; Insecta; Diptera; Culicidae
Product: zinc finger protein Xfin-like
Exons: 2
Coding region: 7-2076 (689 amino acids)
Biological process (GO): regulation of transcription by RNA polymerase II
Molecular function (GO): DNA-binding transcription factor activity; RNA polymerase II cis-regulatory region sequence-specific DNA binding
Source: RefSeq, a predicted model, not a curated record
UUCAACAUGCAGUCGACUCUAGAUGAAGUUCUGUGCAAAUGCUGCGGUGAUACAGCAGGGAACCGGUUUCAAGGAUUACACCAGAACGUGUCGGUGAAUGGAAAGGAGCUGAUGGUGCGCAAAAUGUUUGAUAUAUUCCACAUUCCUCAGGAAAUUUGCUUAGUGGAAGAGGAUGUUGUGUGUGAACACUGCUUGGAACAGCUGAAGUUCUGCUACCAAUUUUACGAUAAAUUCCUCGACGUAAUAGCAUCUGCCACUAGAGUACCUCCACGCAGUCUUCAGAUUCUCGAGCAGGACGAAGUAUCGCUUACUUGCAGCUUGUGUGAAGCCUCUUUCGUCAAUAAUUUAGAUUUGGAAAAGCAUACCAAAAUCAUCCACUCACCCGGGAAGUACUACUACUGUGCGGCGUGUGAAAAGUAUUUCAUUACCAAGCGAGGCAUGAUACAGCAUACGGCAGCGAUUCACCAUGAUGCAAGCGAAACGUUCUCGUGUGACAUUUGCCAAAGAUCUUUUACUACGAGAAACAACUACCAGAAUCACAUGCGAUAUCACAAGGAUUAUGUGUGCCAUUUCUGUAACACCGGUUGGUUAACUGAGUCCAACUUACUGCAGCAUGUCAGUGCGAAUCACGCCGAUCGCCUGUUUGUGUGCCCGUUCUGCGAUCGCAAAGAUCGAUUGCGGAAAACUCUCAACCGGCACGUGCGAUCCAGUCAUCAUCCACAAAGCUGUGUUUUCUUCUGUGGCUACUGUGGUAUCGGUAGUACGGGCUACGAUAAUUUAGAAUCACUAAACGACCAUCUGAGGCAGUUGCAUGAAGAAGAGAGCGCACCAGCGAACGCAUACGAUCACCUGUUGAACGACAGUCUGUUCGUGAAGGAGCUACCAGCGCUGGAACUAGCACCGCCUGAAUCCAUCGACAAAGAGCAGGAAGAAUUUCUACAAAAUGUAAAUCUAACCCGCACCAACCAAAGCAACGAAAGCAGCAAAGUAAAACCGGAUGGCGGCGGGUUAGCCGAAGCGAGGUUUGACCAAAAGACUGUGCUGGAAGACUUUCUGGAUGAGGCGUUCGAGAACAACGAAAUAUGGGAAAAGUACAUCGAGAACGGUGAAGAGUAUCUGAUCGAUGAUUACGACUUCUACCUGAAAAGGAUAGAGGAACCGCAGCAGGAAUCGGGCAAAUAUCCUUGCCCGCACUGUAGUGAUCGUAGUUUCUCGAAGCAGUUCCAAUUGAUGGUUCAUUUGGCGGAACAGCACGAUAUCGCCAGCCUGGUGUGCAACGAUUGUGGUGCGAGUUUUGCAAGCCUGCAGAGCUACCGCACACAUCGUCGGGAGCACAUGAAGGAGAACGUUCGCUUUCGGGAGAGCAACAUCCCGGAAGUGGAGGAGGCGCUGUCGCUGGUUCAUAGUACCGCAUUGGACUAUACGGUUCGCGAGGAAGAGAGCUGUUAUCGAUUCACAUGUAGCCUGUGUGAUCGGUCAUUUUUGCGAAAGCACAACUUAGAGAAACACACGUGUGCCUUCUACAAGCGCCAUCAACAGGAAACGGGCGAACGGCCGACAAUUAGGUGUCAGUACUGUGAUUUUCAAUCCCACGUCGCGAAGGAGGUAUUCAUUCAUCAGCGCAAGCAUCAAGAGGAAGGCCAGGAAAGUAUCUACUGCACGCUGUGCGAUCGUCGAUUUAGCUCUACCUCUGGGCUAAAGUAUCACCUAAAGCGCCACACGGGCAUCAAGGCAUUUACAUGUUUGUACUGUGGGAAGAACUUUACGGCCAACUCGAACCUUAACGCUCACAUAAGGAAUGUACACAGUGACCACAAGUCAUUUGGCUGUCCGGAGUGCGAGGAAACGUUUGCAUCGAAAGACCACCUGAACAAGCACCAACGAUCACGCCAUCGCCAGGAACGGUCAUUUGUGUGCAGUGACUGUGGAAAGGCCUACUUCCAGCGUUCACAUCUUAAUGAACAUGUGGCUGCCUGCCAUCGAGAAUAUCGGUAUCGGUGUAACAUUUGCAACAAUUCAUACGCCGCGCGUGGUUCUCUGAAAAGACAUCAGCUGCAGAAGCAUCUUUUGGACUAAGGGAUCUUAUCGUGGCAUACAGAAAUAGUAUGCGAAGUAAUAAACAGUGUUUGUAAAUUGAA